GGUGCCGGAGCUUUCGUAUACCGUUAACAUGGAAGGGUAGAUAACAGCAAUGUCUUCUAGCAUGGUGACCAAGACAUCAAACAUGGCAGGGAAACUUGGUGCGGUCCUGCUUCCACCAUCAAACAACCCUUCAACUUCAACAAAACUUUCUUCCCGUCCAUACCUGAGCUACGCCAUCAUCUCCACAGUCUCGAGUGAUUUGUUGACCCAGUAGAUUAAGUCGAAGUCUCUGAGAAUGUCGGAAGAUAGAGAAAUUACGGUGCUCACCCGCCCUCGCGGCAAACCCAUCCCCCGCCUCCCCGACUCCGUUCCCCUCCCCAUCUCCUCCCCUACCGCCGCCCUCUACACCUCCCUCGCCAAGUCCACCGGCCACACCCCCCACCGCCUCCGCCUCACCAAAGGCAGCGACGGCUCCCCCCUCCCCAACUCCUCCACCACCACCCUCGCCUCCACCGGCCUUCGCGACCGCUCCGUCGUCCACGUCAAAGACCUCGGCCCCCAAAUCGCCUGGCGCACCGUCUUCAUCGUCGAAUACCUCGGCCCUCUCCUCAUCCAUCCCCUCCUCUACUCCCUCCGCCUCUCCCCCGCGUCCCCCUUCGCGCCCGCCGGCGUCCGCGCCUCCGAAUUGCAAACCGCCUCUCUCGCCCUGGUGUGCCUGCAUUUCCUCAAGCGCGAGUGGGAGACCGUCGCCGUGCACCGCUUCUCGGCCGCGACGAUGCCCGCACGCAACAUCGUGAAGAACUCGGGGCACUACUGGCUGCUCUCGGGCCUGCUGGUCGCGUUCUUUACCUACUCGCCGUCGGUGUCGAACCCGAUAUCUGCGGUCGCGGCGCCGGGCGCGAGCGUCUGGGAUCCGCUGCCUCUCGCCGGGAUAGCGCUGUUCGCGGUGGGGGAGGGGCUGAAUCUGGUGACGCAUUUGAAGCUGUCGAAUUUGCGGCCGGCGGGGACGACGACGCGGGGGAUCCCGCGGGGAUUUCCGCUGUUUGAGACGGUGACGUGUCCGAACUAUACGUUCGAGUUGCUGGCGUGGUUGGGGAUGGCGCUGGUGAAUCGGAGCUGGACGACGGUGGUGUUUGCAGUGGUGGCGGGGGCGACGAUGGGGCUGUGGGCGCAGAAGAAGGAGCGGAGAUAUCGGAAGGAGUUUAAGGAGUAUAAGCGGAAGAGGUCGGUGAUGAUUCCGUUCGUGUUCUGA
This is a messenger RNA of Eremomyces bilateralis CBS 781.70, 1192 nucleotides long. Its product is annotated as 3-oxo-5-alpha-steroid 4-dehydrogenase family protein-like protein. The coding region runs from base 236 to 1192 and encodes 318 amino acids. The transcript has 2 exons. The record is from RefSeq and is a predicted model, not a curated record. Gene Ontology annotation, molecular function: oxidoreductase activity, acting on the CH-CH group of donors. Gene Ontology annotation, biological process: very long-chain fatty acid biosynthetic process. Lineage: Eukaryota; Fungi; Ascomycota; Dothideomycetes; Eremomycetales; Eremomycetaceae.